AUUUUCAAUGCCAGCAAUUUAAUCCAGUUCUGUUUUUUUAAUUAUAUAAACUCAAAAAGACAUAAAAACUUUGCAAUGGAAGCAGAUUAGUCAAAAUUGAUAGGAAACGGAACUUAAUAUUUAUCAAUGCCAAGACAAUAGUCUGUGAUCAACAAACUUCUAGAAGUGUCCUACAUUUUUCAUUUAAUUUUCUCUCUUGACUCAAAACUUGAAAGUCUUGAGAGAUGUCGAAAUUCUUGUUGAAACUGCAAACAGUGAGACAUGAGACUCGGAAAGUGCAUCAACAUCUUUGUAUCAUUUAUAGUUUAUAGUGAGACCCAAACCAACCUUUUGAUCCCACAUUUUUGUAAACUUUUUAUUUGGGGGUCGUCCAAUUAUUACGUCCAAAAUUAACUGACAU
This is a messenger RNA of Chironomus riparius, 400 nucleotides long. The record is from the annotation of a GenBank genome assembly. Lineage: Eukaryota; Metazoa; Arthropoda; Insecta; Diptera; Chironomidae.